Messenger RNA from Acanthochromis polyacanthus (spiny chromis), 1467 nucleotides. RefSeq lists its product as uncharacterized. Gene Ontology annotation, molecular function: MHC class II protein binding; protein tyrosine kinase binding. Lineage: Eukaryota; Metazoa; Chordata; Actinopteri; Pomacentridae. The transcript is spliced from 8 exons. Gene Ontology annotation, cellular component: membrane raft; external side of plasma membrane. The record is from RefSeq and is a predicted model, not a curated record. The coding region runs from base 19 to 1467 and encodes 482 amino acids. Gene Ontology annotation, biological process: T cell activation; interleukin-15-mediated signaling pathway; positive regulation of ERK1 and ERK2 cascade.
ACAUUGUUUGAGAGAAGGAUGAGUUGCCUUUCAUUGUUAGGACUCAUCUGUCUCAUUUCUCUCACAUGGGCAGCAGCUGGGCUUUAUUCAAAUGAUUACUUGCUGAUGGUUGCCUUACAAGGAGACAGUGUUGCUUUGCCAUGUGGUAUACCCUCCAUUGCAUCCUGCUCUUCAAUUAACUGGAACAGUGGUGGAAGUUUUGCAUCAGUUACUGAGGUGGUGAAGGCUGGAAGUGUGAUCAGCCAGAGAUAUGGGCUGCUGAGGGACUGCUCUCUGGAGAUUGCUCACCUGAAGCUCAACGAUGCCCGACUUUAUUCCUGUGAUAAUGGAACACACAAUUCAAGUGUUUCACUUCAGUUUCUUGAAGUUACCGAAGGCCGAACUUCCGCAGAGGACACGAUGGAGCUUCAGUGUUUCCUCAAUAUGUUUAUAGGGUAUGUGGCCUGCGACAACAGCACUGGGAUACGUAUCGAGUGGAGAAAUGAGGAUGGCACACCAAUAAAAGGAAACAGGUUUACAUAUGAAAAUCCAUCUGCCUGCUUUUCUAAACUGUUCAUGAAGAAAAAACUGACAGACCACCACAGGAAAUGGAAAUGCCAACUAAGUCAGAGUGGUGUGAUCAAAGCCACCAUCAGCUACACGACAGCAGUAAAAGAUGGUAUCGAGGAAGUUUUCGCUGCAGUAGGUGAGUCAGUGUCACUCAAAUGUAGCAACACUUCCUCUAUUGGUUUGGGAGGCCGCACACAGUGGGUGAUGUGUGAAAAGCAGCAGUCACAUGACAUCCCCCCUGAUAACCUCCAAGCCAAAGUGAAAAAAGACUCAUCGCUGGUUAUCAGUGAAGUCAGUGAUGCACAUGCUGGAGACUACCUGUGUUCGGAGUCUACCGGUCAGCAGGGGGCGCUCAGCAGAUACAGGCUGCACACCCUUGAUGUUACUGCAGAGUCUGGAACAGGAGGAGAUAAUCUCACCUUGACUUGUGUGCUCACCUGCGCUACAGAAUGCGAAAAAGACUUCAGUUUAAGCUUUUCUGGGGCUGUCCAAAUAGGCUGGCAGAGCGGGUUAAUGAAUGUCAACAACACCUUUAUAAAGAAGCUGUUUCUCUCAGAUUGGUCACAUGAAAUAAGCUGCUCUGUGCAUCGAGAGGGAGCUCUGAUGGCAUCCAAAAAGUGGCGCUCCGUUAGCCCUCUGCAAACCCCUGCAUGGAUAGUCCUCCCUCUAGGCCUCCUGAUGUGCGCAGCUGCUGCAGGACUCUACACGUACACGAAGAGGAAGCACAACACGGAUGCAGUAAAUGACCAGUCAAGUAUCGAAAUGACUCAUGUUUAUGAAGUCAUCCAGGAUGAGGAGCUACAACAGCAAAGACACUUUAAAAGAGAAGCAGCCACUACGACUGACAGUUUCUAUGAUUUAUUACAGGCUGUAAACUACAGUGAAACAACAUCAAGUGCUUUGCAUUCGAGUUUAUAA